UUUCCGGCUCCACUCCUUCGUCCUCCUCCUCGGAACCGCCCCCUCUCGCCUCCAUCUCCUCCCCACCCCACUCCACGAGCCGGACAAGCCACGCACACAAAAACCUCUCUUCGUUCACCGGAGAUCGAUCACUCAUACACACGCGCGUGUUCGUCGGUCGCUGUACCUCGACCGAUCGAUCGACCGGGAGGGCCACACGUCAAUGGCGGACGCCGCCGGGAAGGCGCAGGCGGUCCGCGAGGUGUGCGCGGCGUCGGCGGCCUUCGCGUCCUGCCCGCACCGCCGCCGGUCACCGCGCCGCGCGCACUUCGUCGACUGGUACCUCGUUCUCGCCAUCGGCGAGGCCGCGUCGGAGGACGCUAUCAAGCGGCGCUUCCGGCACCUCGCGCUGCAGCUGCACCCGGACAAGAACAGGCACCCCAAGGCCGAGGUCGCCUUCAAGCUCGUGUCCGAGGCGCACGCGUGCCUGACGGACAAGGCGCGCCGGAGGGCCUUCGACGACGAGCGCGCCACGGCCUUCUGCACGGCAUGCCACGACCGGGCCACGGCCGCCACCACGCCCUGCGCUGCACCCACCAGGCGUCGCGCCAGCGACAGGAUGAGGACGCCGGCGUCCGCGCAGCAGCCGCCCGCACCGACGCAGGCGCUGCGGGAGUUGCAGAACCGGCUGCGGGAAGAGUGCCGGGUCAUCGACGGCUGCCUGCGCGCCAACACAGCCGGCGCGCGCAGGCGCCAGUCCUUCCCGCUCUUCGACCCGUCCGACCGGCAGCGCUUCCCCGACUACCCGCACGCCCGGCCACCACCGUCGUUCGCCGGGUGCCGGCAGUUCGAGGAGGAGGAGCUCGGCGCCGGCCGGGACCACCAGAGCUGGUGCAGAGACAGCAGCUGCGAGUCGCCGGUGUUCCAGGUCAGGACCGCGCCGGAGCGCGCUGCGAGGCCGAAGCACACUUGGUGACGAUGUGCUCACAGCCCCAGUGAUUUAACUUAGCCACAUUCUCAUUUUGAAGUCCCUCGCGUUUUACACAAUAGACCUCACAUCUUUAUUCAUGUCCCCCCUCCCUCUCUCAAAGGUUACUCCCUUCACAUAACUACAUUUUAUUUUCA
This is a messenger RNA of Hordeum vulgare subsp. vulgare (domesticated barley), 1104 nucleotides long. RefSeq lists its product as uncharacterized. Bases 203 to 955 code for a protein of 250 amino acids. The transcript is spliced from 5 exons. Lineage: Eukaryota; Viridiplantae; Streptophyta; Magnoliopsida; Poales; Poaceae. The record is from RefSeq and is a predicted model, not a curated record.